Messenger RNA from Belonocnema kinseyi, 1097 nucleotides. RefSeq lists its product as uncharacterized. The record is from RefSeq and is a predicted model, not a curated record. The coding region runs from base 181 to 1005 and encodes 274 amino acids. Gene Ontology annotation, biological process: signal transduction. The transcript is spliced from 7 exons. Lineage: Eukaryota; Metazoa; Arthropoda; Insecta; Hymenoptera; Cynipidae.
UUAAGAUUAACCUCCUAUCACACAGUUGGAGAAAUUAUUCCUUUUUUGACUAUUUCACAAAUUUAUCGAAACAUUACUUUCCGGAUGAAUACGAUACAUGUUUGUUAAAAAUAUCUCACAUCUCGCUAGCAGAGUUAACUCUAAGAAACUUAAAAACAAGAAGGUUUCUCACAGAAAAUAAUGGGCCUUCAAAAUUCAAAAAGUGAUAGGGACCAUUCAGGAGAUGACAUCAUUUCAAGAAAAUCAUUGGAAUGUGUAAAGGACAUCAUAACUUUUUUAAAAGAACAUGCUCGUGAAGAGGGUUUAUUUCGGCGAUCAGGACGGCAAAAUUUGAGAAAAAGAAUUCUGAUAGGACUGAAAAAAGGGGAGAAGGCACAUUUUGAUAAUGAUGCUGAUACUGCCUUAGAAUGUGCUGCAGCUUUACGUCUCUAUUUGAGUUGUUUAAAAAAGCCAGUCAUCCCAUUAAGGGUUCAAGAACUGAUUCUUGCCGAUAAUCCUGGAGUAGAAGCUCAGGAAGUUGCGCGUGAUGCUUUGGGAUUGAUUCGCCAAGAUAUCAGUGGACGUCAUGGAGAACUUUUAGCUGAUAUUUUGGGCCUUUUAAGGCACCUCACUUGUUCGGCACCACCCUCAGAAUGCUCAGAAUUACAUGGAUCUCCUUUGCCCAUUGCUCUACUUCCUGUUUUCUUCACUCUUACGCCAGCUGAUCUCAUGAAGUGGAGACAAGUUGCGGCUCGAUUUAAUGAAUUAAUCAAUGAAGCUCCAGAACAACUACGACUGGAUUCGCGUUGUGAAUCAUCAAAUGUGCAAAACAAUCCCUUACCAAAUCCAGAAGAAACUAAUCAAUGGAGAAGAAUGCAAAAUAUUUCCUUUCUUUAUCCUGUUAUCACGCUGGUAAACAACAGAAAUGCCUAUCCAGUUGGAGAAAAUGCCCCAAUUUUUCUGGCACCCCUUCAUCGCCCACCACCUGGUAGACUUCAUUUAGCAAUCUCAAAUCCGACUGGCUAAGGAUCACUAAUAUUUGGCGUCAGCAUAAGUUGAAUACAAUUUUUUUAAGCAUGAAGAAAAAUAAAGUUUGUAUUAAUCAUAAAAGGUCUUUG